Messenger RNA from Dalotia coriaria, 3713 nucleotides. RefSeq names its product tetratricopeptide repeat protein 39B-like. NCBI's taxonomy places the organism in Eukaryota, Metazoa, Arthropoda, Insecta, Coleoptera, Staphylinidae. The transcript has 9 exons. The record is from RefSeq and is a predicted model, not a curated record. Gene Ontology annotation, molecular function: protein binding. The coding region runs from base 1030 to 3363 and encodes 777 amino acids.
GAAGGGUACAAUGAAUUAGUUUCAACACUCAAUAGUCAACUAAACAAAUUUGACUUUGUACAACCUGAUGAUGUCUUCAAGACUCUUAAAGAGAUACAGCAAGAAAUACUUGAGCAGUUAGCUAAUGAAGAAGUCAGUGAUUAUGAGGCUUAUAUUCAGGAUGAAAUGGACGCCAUUGUGGAAAAUUUGAUUACUUGCAGAGUGUGUGGGCUAUACAGUGAAAGGGAUAUUUGUGAAGCAUGCAGUACUAAACACUUUGCUGAUUAGAUAUAAACUUAUAGAUAUUAAUAUUUAAAAUUAAAUUAAUGGGGUUUAAAUUGUUGUAUAUUUAUUUGAUUGUAGGUGGUUAGACAUCAGUAUUAAAUAUUACACAUUAAUCCAUCUCUUCAUGUGGGACCUCCGGUAGUUCAAUUCCAAUCUUCCUUUUUUUCUUGCGACUCACCAGCAAAAUGUGGUGGGGGUAAGAAAGAGAAUCUCCAAAACAUUUCAAAUCAAACUGUUAUUCUCGUCUGAAUUCGGUACAGUUCGUGCUCCUGCAAAAGCUUCCUGCUGCGCUUGUUCGCGCAGGCGACCUGUCAAUGUCAAUGUCAUCGCAGCACAUUUAUUUUGGGCGCUUUCUUUGGGCUUUCACCCACCGUCACACUUUACCGUCACUCCACCGUCAACCCCCGAGUUAGUUUAUCAUUUUGGAACCGUUGUCUACGUUCAGACUUAACAACCCUGCUGGCCCUGCAAAACUAACCCAACCGCAAUCGCUAUCUAACUCAAAUAACACACAAAUAAAUAAAAACAACUAAAUCAAAUCCUGCUGUGUGCGGUUUUUGUGCGUCGCAUCCCUGCAACUGCAACAAUGAGCGUGUCUUAAACUCUUCAACUAACCAACUCCCUUGACGUUGCUCCAACGACUAACAGACUAACAAACAUGUAAAGUUUCUCGCAGGAGACACCGACGAGAAACAAAGCGCGUUUAUCUGUGAUAAAAAGCGGGUCAGAUUCGCAUAUAUCACGGUCAACUCUCACCGUGUCGAUAUGGCUGAAGUACACAAAGUGCUGUCGUCGGCGGCGAUUGGCGUCAAGUCUGAGUCGAAAAUACCCGCAACUGCAACUCCAGCAGCAACAAAAGACAAUUCUACGAAGAAAACCCCCACAACUGUUGUGAAUCCUGUAAAGGAAAGUAAAACCACUGCUGUGACAACUUCUACAACACUUACAACAUCAACGGUGAAGAAACCCACUGAACGAAAACCAUCUAUUUCACCCAUUCCUCCAUUUCCGGUUAAAUCAUCCAAAACAACAGAUAAACUUAAAGAUAAAGAUUCAUCGACGGAAACUACAAAUACUAAGGUUGUGACUAGUACUCCUGCAACUCAAAAGACAACCCUAGCUCCUCUUAUAACCACCCAGAGUUUAACCAUCAGUAAAAACUCUAGCGCUUGUUCCUCUCUCGCGACAACACCCACAACUCCUGGAAAAACACUGCAUUCAAACAGAAACAGCGCUAGUAAUCUCACAGCGUUGAAAAGCACUGGUGUUUCUACAGCGACGAUUGCUAAGUCAACCGCGUCGAGCUCUAGUUCCACUUCUAGCGUUCACAAGUUGUACAACAACACCAUGCCUACCACGCCAACCAUGCUCAACAACGUGGAGCCUGACAUGGAUAACGAUGAUGAUGAUUACGACGAUUUUCAGGAUGCAAUUGAAAUGCCUGCCGAUAUGACUCUGGAAAAGGCCGUGGAGGAAGCCCAACAUGCGAUUAAUCUCUUCUUUAAUAAUAAAAUUGAUGAUGCCAAGGAUUUAAUGACUCCUUGGGCAAAUGUGAGUAUGUAUCACGCAUUGGGUAACGCUGUGUUUACUUUCUUGGAAGCUAUGCUUACCUUCGAGCAUCGGCAGUUGGUAAACGCCGGAAACGCUUUGAAGCAUUCAAUUGCUGUUUGUAACCGUUACCGCAGAAAGAACACAAUUGGUGAGUCUCUGGGUAAAAUGGUGAAGAAUCCGAAUUUUGAAAAGUACACCGAAAUGGAGGCGCAUGCUGAAUUGUGUCAUGCUGAAUGUUUGCUUCUGAAAGCAAUGCUCACGUUUUUGGAGGAUGAGACGCUUAGCAGUUUUAUCAAAGCUGGCAUCAAGAUUCGAUCCUGUUAUAAUUCAUACAAGGAUUGUCAACAAAUCCUGAAGAAACAGAAGUGGGGUAACUCUCCAACCGUCGGCCAUUUUGAAAGUGGUGUAAAAAUGGGCAUCGGCACUUUCAACCUGAUGAUAUCAAUGCUCCCAAGUCGUGUUAUCAAACUUUUGGAGUUCAUUGGGUUCUCAGGCAACAAGAAUGUGGGUAUGAAUGAUCUUCUAAGUGGAUACAGUAUGGAUGGCCUACGUCAAAUUCUCUGCUGUAUGACCCUUUUGGGUUACCACCUCAUCGUGCUUUACGUUUUGAGUCAUCAAGAAGGUGAUCUCAAGCUGGCUGAAGAGAUUCUAGCAGUCCAGCUGAAAAAAUACCCCAAAGGAGCGUGGUUCUUGUUUUUCAAGGCACGUCUCGAGUUUAUGAAAGGUAAUUUGAAUGUCAGCCAAGAAUGGUAUGUGAAGUCGUGGAAAAGUCAGGAUAUCUGGCCACAAUUCCAUCACUUUUGCUUCUGGGAACUGUUGUGGGUAAACAGUGUGAAAACAGACUGGAAAGAGGCACUGGUUUACUCUAAUUACCUUCUGGAAGGUAGCAGAUGGUCAAGGACAAUGUACUCUUAUCAGAAAGCAGCUCUCAUGAUCAUGCAGGACGAGGAAUUGAGCAAUACGGAUCGAGUUGUUGUUCAUAAUCUCAUGAAAGAUGUGCCGAAGUAUAAACAACGCAUUGCUGGAAAAUCACUCCCAAUGGAAAAGUUUGCGAUUCGUAAAGCUGAACGCUUCUUCAAUCAAAGCGAAACUUUGAUUCUGCCUGUAAUUGAAUUGAUGUUCCUUUGGAACCUAUUCAAGCUCUUGCGUAAAAGCUUCAAUAUGGCCGAAAAAGUGCUCAAGUUAAUCGAGAAGGCACUGCGUAACUUAACCUAUUCUGUGCCGUUGAAUAAAUACGACAAUGACAACCGCGCUAUGCUGCUCCUGUUGAAAGGAGCUUGUCUCCGACAGAUGGCGAGUCCAUUGCAAGCUCUUGAAUGUCUAGAAACAGCUAUCUCUCUACAAAAAGAAAUCAUUGAGGACAACUAUAUCGUACCGUACGCUAUUGUUGAGCUAGCGUUGUUAGAAUGGGACGCUGGUAACAGAGAAAAAGCGAUAUUAUCUCUAGAAGACGCUAAGAGGAAUUACUCUGGUUAUUCCUUGGAGUCACGCCUGCAUUUUAGAAUACACACGGCGCUGACAGAGUUCAAACGCGAGCAGAAGCAAUAAACAAUUUUCUUCUUGCUCUUGUUCAUUGGUGGUUGUGCAUUUACGUUUUGUUUUUUAAUUUUUUAAUUUGAACUAACUUUGUUUUGUUUCUUCCGCUGUUGUGUUGUUGUUGUUGUUGUUGUGUUUGCACUGAUAAUUUAAAGAUAAAACACCACGUGGCGAGCGGUAGCCAUGUUGCGUGACUAGAUAUAUAUCUAAUAUAUAUAUUAGACGAUUAUUCUGCCGUGAUAUAUCGUUCAUUUGUAUAUGACGUACACUUUGAUGUUACAUAUUUGGAUAUAGGCUGUGUACUGUACCUACUUGUUGUAUUAUUUCUAUAUAUGGUUAAAUUAUAUGAACAUUUACCAAAA